Molecule: messenger RNA, 1011 nt
Organism: Cuscuta campestris
Lineage: Eukaryota; Viridiplantae; Streptophyta; Magnoliopsida; Solanales; Convolvulaceae
Source: the annotation of a GenBank genome assembly
GUGAUGUUGUUCUUAAGAAGGCUAGGAGGAUUGGCCUGGCAUGUACUGUUUUCCAGAUUUGGAAACAACGUAAUGCUACCCUUUUCGAUCAAGAACCUAUUCAUGUUGAGGGUAUGAUUUUUAAAAUCAAAGUGAUGGUCUAUUCCAUUUUGGGGAGACUCUGGCAUACGUAUUCCCUCCCCUUUUGAUAGAGUUACCCGCAAGAACAAGGACUUCUUCUGCACCUACAUCGUUAUAUAUUCGGACAUUCCGUUCCGUUUCUGCAUCCAAUCAAGAUCCCCCCUUUCCGCAAUUGUGCUCCGCCCCAACAAAAACGCCACCGCCCGCCGUCGGUUACUUGACCUGCCAUGGCCGGAGGAGCGAUCCCCGCGACGCCGCUGCUGAAAGAUGAGCUGGACAUCGUGAUCCCCACGAUCAGGAAUCUCGAUUUCCUGGAGAUGUGGAGGCCCUUCUUCCAGCCCUACCAUCUGAUCAUCGUCCAGGACGGCGACCCUUCGAAGACCAUCAAAGUCCCGGAGGGAUUCGACUACGAGCUCUACAAUCGCAAUGACAUCAAUCGGAUCCUCGGACCCAAGGCGUCUUGCAUCUCCUUCAAGGACUCUGCUUGCAGGUGCUUUGGGUACAUGGUUUCCAAGAAGAAGUACAUCUUCACCAUUGAUGAUGAUUGCUUUGUAAGUCUUCUGCAAUUGAUUUUGAAUUUUCUGGAUUUUGAUUGAUGAAUUGAUCUGGGAAUUUCAUGCCAUGUGAUUUCUGCAUUGUUUAGAUUUGUGUGUGUGAUUGAUUGUUUGGAUCAUGGGACUAUCUUCAAGAUCUGCUUGUCAGUCUACAUUUUGUUUCAUGUCGGCUCACUUUUCAUUGUUAUUCAAACUUUUUACAGAAAAGUGUUGCCUUUGUUUUAGAUCUUAUGAUGGCCAAAACACUUUUUUUUAAAUCUGAUCUUUUUCACUAUCCCGCAAUUUUAUUGCUUAAAGGUAAUCUAUUAUUGCCCAAGAUUAAACUUUUGAUGGUUUG